AAUAAUAAUUGUUAUUAUUUAUUAACAACAAAUAAAAAUAGUGAUAAUUAUAAAUAACUUGACAAUAAUUAAAACGAAAUAGAGUUAUAAUUUAACAAAAAUACCAUCAAUACCAAAAAAAAGAAAAGAAAAUCGAAAAAUGUAAAUUCGAAUAUGAUCAUCAAGAUCAACAAUAAAAAACUAAAUGUCAUCAAAAAGUGUUAUUUUUAUCUAUAAACAAAUUAAUAAAUAAUUAAUCAUUUAUAUUAAUUUAUUAUUUUUUUUGUUUAUUUUUGAUAUAAACAUUUUUAUUUUACGCUAUCUACCAAGAAAUUCAGUACUAAUUUUUGUUUUGACUUUCAACAAUGACGUCAAUUCAACAAUAAAUAAUGAGAAUAAAAAAAAAUGAUAAAUAGUAUCUUAAAUUCCGGUCAACUCUGGACAAGAUAACACAACAUCCAACUGUCAUUAGUGUUUGUGUGUUUGCCUUGACAAUAUAUUAUAAACUUUUGAUUAAAAAAAUCUGACUGAAAUAUAUAUUCAUAACCUGCUUAUCAGCUUUAUUACAACAAGUGUUCCAUCAAAAUAAUCACAAUUUUUUUUCUUAAUCACUCAAUGAAAAAUACUGUUAUUUUGUUGUUAAUAUUUAUCAAUUAACUACAACUAUUUUAAUUAUUAAAAAUAAAGAAAAAUGUCAUGUACAAGUGAAUUUUCACGUUCAAAAGAGUACCAAAGUUUUAGAAGUUCAGUACCAUUAAAAAAAAUUGUCGUUGACACAAAUGGAACAAAGAAAUUUUAUUUCAAGGGUUGGAAAAUUUAUGAUUCUGGACCAAAGACAAUUAAAUCACCACUGAUAUGUCUACCACCAGUAAGUGGUACAGCUGAUAUUUUUUUCAAACAAAUAUUAAGUCUUGGUGCUAAAGGCUAUCGUGUUAUAUCGGCUGAACCACCAGUUUACUGGAGCAUUGAUGAAUGGUGUGAAGGUUUUAGAAAAUUAAUGGAUUACAUGGAACUUGAUAGAGUACAUUUAUUUGGUGCAUCAUUAGGUGGUUUUUUAGCACAAAAAUAUGCUGAAGUUAAUGCACAUUGUCCAAGAGUUGUGUCACUUAUUUUGUGUAACACAUUUACUGAUACAUCUGUUUUUAGUUACAAUGAUUCAGCUGCUAUUUUUUGGAUAUUACCUUCAUUGGUAUUAAAAAAAAUGCUAAUGGGUAAUUUUUCAACAGACAGAGUUGAUGCUGAAAUGAUUGAUGCUAUUGAUUUUAUGGUAGAAAGACUGGAAAGUUUAACACAACCGGAAUUAGCAUCACGUUUAACAAUGAAUUGUGUGAGUAGUUAUAUACAACCUCAUAAAAUGGGAAAUUUACCAGUAACAAUUAUUGAUGUGUUUGAUGAAUAUGCACUUUCAAAUGUCGUGAGAGAAGAAAUGUAUAAAUGCUAUCCAAAUGCUAAACUUGCACAUCUUAAAAGUGGUGGUAAUUUUCCAUAUUUAAGCAGAUCUGCUGAAGUUAAUCUUCAUCUUCAGAUUCAUUUGAGACAAUUUGAGGAUACUGAAUUUGCUGCAUCAAUUAAAUUUGAAAGCUUAAAUGACCAGGUGUAAUAUAUACAUUUUUAAUUAAUAUUACAAAAAUAAUUGUAAAAUUUACUGCCUAAUUGACACACUUUUUAAUCAAAUCAACGAAAAAAAAAAUCAUAUUUACUGUUAAAUAAUCUUACUAUUAAUUUAUUAAAAUUUUACCCGGUAGCCAAUUCUAAAAAUAUACGUAAAUCAAUUGAAAUAUUUUUAAAAAAAUAAUGAUAAUUUAUAGAUUACAAAAAAAUAUUUUAUUCCAUGACAAAUUUAAAUUAAAUUUAUAUUUUUUGUCGUCAAAAUUGACGUUUUAUAAUGCUCAUUAAUUAUUCUAAAAAAAAUUAAAUUAUUUCAUAUAUUAUUCGAGUCAAAAUAUACUCUAAGCUAAUUUGUUAUAAAUAAAAAAAUAUAAUUUUACAAUAUUAAAAUAUAAAUUUUUAUAUGAAAAAAAAA
Aphidius gifuensis is the source of this 2002-nucleotide messenger RNA. Its product is annotated as maspardin-like. The coding region runs from base 671 to 1579 and encodes 302 amino acids. The record is from RefSeq and is a predicted model, not a curated record. Lineage: Eukaryota; Metazoa; Arthropoda; Insecta; Hymenoptera; Braconidae. The transcript is spliced from 6 exons.